UUUUGGCAGGGUUUUUGUUAGCUUACAGAUAGAGAAAUCAUAGCCAUAGAUUUCUAAUCCCUUUUCUUAUCUUUUUCCUUCUUAGAUCUAGCAGUAUCUAAAACCCUGAUUUUGUUUUGGUUUCUCUUUGAGAAGGUAAAAAGAGAGAGAAGAGGGUAUUUUUUGUGAGCGUCUUUCUUUUUCUCUCUUCGGUGUGGUUUCCGUUGCGGUUGCGAAGAGCGCUAAAGGAAGGCUGAUUAGUGGAUUUAUGUCGGCUGAGUUUGAUUUGGCUUUGAUUGGGGCUCAGUUGCAGCUCUGUUUCUCUUCUUCAACAAAUAUUGUCUCUGCUCGUGUCUUCUUUACUGCUUUGUUGACUGUUUCUUGCAUGAUUCUCUGCUUCUUUAGGCAGAGACUGAAUCCCGUGUUCCCGGCUGUUUCGAUGCGUUUGAGACCAAAAAAGACUUGUUCCGGUGUUGAGUGUUUUGGUGGUUUCCAAAUAAAACAACGAUUUUUCUAUUUUUUCUUGUAUCUUAGAGGGGCCGAUACUUGAUAUUGCUUUGAUUUUCUGAGAGAAAUUUUAUUCACACUUAUUUAUUGUACCUUGAUUUUGUUUUCAUAGUCACCACAGCUUUCCAGGUGUUUUUUUUGGGGGGAGGGUUAAAAGAGUUUUUUCCCCGAAAAAUGUUAGACCACCGAAAACAAACCAUGAAACGAAGAAAAAUCUGCAAAAAGAGCAAGAAAACCGAAUCAAUAAUGACUGAAGAAGCCCAAAUGACUAGAAAAGUUCGGGUCAUCUUUCAUGAUCCUUACGCCACUGAUUCGUCUUCGAGCGAAGAUGAAACCGUCCCUACAAGGGCCCCUAGGGGAAGAAGAUUUGUUCGUGAGAUUAGGGUUCCCGUUUUAGUGUUGUCUACUGUGGUUAAACCCCUUGAAUCUGAGACGUCUUCUCAAGACAGUAACACUAAAUCUCCGAUUAGCAGGAAAAGGGUUUUGAGUAAAACCCUCGGAGAUAACAAAUCUCCUUUGUUGAAGGCUAAAAAACCUGUUGGUGUUCGUCAAAGAAAGUGGGGCAAAUGGGCUGCUGAAAUCCGGCAUCCUUUGAAGAAAACCAGGAUUUGGUUGGGUACUUACGACACUCUUGAAGAAGCUGCCAAAGCUUACAAUGCUAAAAAGCUCGAAUUCGUGGCUCUGGCUGUGGCUGCUGCUGCUGCUGCUUUAUCUGAGAAAACCAAUGACCUUUCAUGCUCUGCAGCUGCUUCAAUGGAGUCUGAGAGCCUUUUAUCGCACACUUCCCCAUCGGUGCAGGAAGCAGAUACAUCUGCGUCAGUUUUGGUCUCGAAAAACAACAAUGAUGAUUGCAUUGAUGCCAACACAGAAGUGUUCAAUGCCAACUUUGACGAUAUACCUAUACCCGACCUUGGUUUCAUCAAUGAUCCUUUACUGCCUGGUUCCGUUGGCCAAGAACUCAACAUAGAUGAUGAUGGCGGUGACUAUCUGUUCGUCAAUGAUUUUGGUAUGAUGUUGGAGGAUUAUUGCAGUAUUGAAGACCUGAGUAUUUGUGUUGUUGGUACUGACGAACCUAGUGAGUUACCUGAUUGCGAUUUCGGCACCGAUUUCCUUUUUGAUGAAGUUUCCGCCCCCCUCAACAUAGCUUGCCCAUAAGUUUUGUACUUGGUAAAAGUUUAGUAUUUUAAGCGUGCUUGUUUAUUACUAGUUUCAAGCAGUUAAUUCAGGGACUCACCAAAAUGAGUUCUUAGUUUUGAGAGUGAGUGAGUUUGAAAUACGUGUUUGUUGAGCUGAAAGUGAAAUUUAUGAGCCCGAGUCAUAUCGUUCCCUUAGGUUUUCUUGUGCUGUAGAGCCGUCCUAAGGUAAAGUGCUUGAUCUUUCAGGCACCAUUGAUACUGUUUUUUUGCUCAUUAUUACAUGUUUUAAGAUUUGUUAUAAUUUA
Messenger RNA from Hibiscus syriacus, 1927 nucleotides. Its product is annotated as ethylene-responsive transcription factor ERF118-like. NCBI's taxonomy places the organism in Eukaryota, Viridiplantae, Streptophyta, Magnoliopsida, Malvales, Malvaceae. The record is from RefSeq and is a predicted model, not a curated record. Gene Ontology annotation, molecular function: DNA binding; DNA-binding transcription factor activity. The transcript has 2 exons. Bases 661 to 1641 code for a protein of 326 amino acids. Gene Ontology annotation, biological process: regulation of DNA-templated transcription.